Messenger RNA from Myodes glareolus (Bank vole), 1682 nucleotides. It is a transcript of the gene Fn3krp, whose product is annotated as fructosamine 3 kinase related protein. The record is from RefSeq and is a predicted model, not a curated record. Lineage: Eukaryota; Metazoa; Chordata; Mammalia; Rodentia; Cricetidae.
GGCCCCGCCCCGCCGCGCUACCCGCUUCGGCUGCAGGCCUGAAGCAGGUUUGCUGUCCCGCAACUGCCAUGGAGACGGUGCUGAAGCGGGAGCUGGGCUACAGCUCGGUCAAAGCUACGGGUCACUCGGGAGGCGGGUGCAUUAGCCAGGGCCAGAGUUACGACACGGACAGAGGACGAGUGUUUGUGAAAGUGAACUCCAAGGCAGAGGCUAGGAGAAUGUUUGAAGGUGAAAUGGCAAGUUUGACGGCCAUCAUGAAGACAGACACAGUGAAAGUCCCCAAGCCUAUCAAGGUCCUGGAUGCCCCAGGAGGCGGGAGUAUGCUAGUGAUGGAGCAUCUGGACAUGCGGUACCUGAGCAGUCAUGCUGCCAAGCUUGGGUCCCAGCUUGCAGAUCUGCACCUUGAGAACAAGAAGCUUGGAGAGGGGCUCCUGAAGGAGGCUGGCACCGUGGGGAAAGGAAGUGGACAGGCAGAGCGGCCCUUUGUGGACCAGUUUGGAUUUGAUGUAGUGACAUGCUGUGGGUACCUCCCCCAGGUAAAUGACUGGCAGAAAGACUGGGUCACAUUCUAUGCCAGUCAGCGCAUUCAACCCCAGAUGGACAUGGUGGAGAAGAGGUCCGGAGACCGGGAAGCUCUUGAGCUGUGGUCUGCUCUGCAGUUGAAGAUUCCUGACCUGUUUCGUGACCUGGAAAUUGUGCCCUCCUUACUUCACGGAGACCUCUGGGGAGGGAACGUAGCAGAAGAUUCCUCUGGGCCCAUAAUUUUUGAUCCGGCUUCCUUCUAUGGCCACUCAGAGUAUGAGCUGGCAAUAGCUGGCAUGUUCGGGGGCUUCAGCAGCUCCUUUUACUCUGCCUAUCAUAGCAAAAUCCCUAAAGCCCCAGGAUUUGAUAAGCGCUUACAGCUGUAUCAGCUCUUUCACUACCUGAACCACUGGAAUCAUUUUGGAUCUGGGUACAGAGGAUCCUCUCUCAACAUAAUGAGGAAUCUCAGCAAAUGAACUGGCCAGAGGGCAGAGUCUCCUCUGAGUGUGCUGGGUCUCCUAACAAGAUGAUUCUGUGUCUAGAUCAAGUCUCACCGUCACAAGCGUCACUGCUCUGAGGGAAGUGCCUCAGAGUCAGGUGACCAGAUUCCAACUUUUCUAAGGAGUUCAUGAUUCUCCAUUGUCUUUUCUUCAUGAAUUCUUCCCAUUUACUCCAUGGCUGCACUUGCUUAAGAUCCCUUGAUGUUUUAUUUCUUAGCUUUGUAGAGAAUGGGUUAUUUCAGAGGAAUGGUUAUAUAAUCCUGAAGUUGUGUACAUUGUGAGACUUUCUGGCUAGGUUAGGCCUCAGUGGUGAUUUGAGCAGAGACUUAGGAAGUUUAGAUACACUGAGCCACACCGUGCUGCAAAGGUGAAGAACUAUGAGGACCGUGUUGGUGUGAUUGAGGUGCCCACCUCCCAUCACUUCCUUGUUGUGCAUUUGGAACAUUUCUGAGCUCUUCACAGUGAUGCUUUGUGAUGGUCAGGCGUGAUCUAGACAUGGAGUCAUCUUGUUAGAAGAUUUGAAUAAUGACCAACUCUAAAAUCAGUGAUAUUCCCUCUGCUUGUGUAGCACCUCUGAACCCUGCUGCAAGCUGAGCAGGUCUGGAGAUUGGUUUGCGGACUGAUCAAGCUACCAACCUUAGGGUAACUUGGCUCAGUUUU